CACACCCUAGUGUCUUAAGACGAUCGACUAUCUGGCUUCUGUUACUCUCGCUGUUUCUGAGGCACCAGCUACGCGACCGUGGCAGCCAUAACUCUCCCACAGAAUAGUCGGCCUUGAGCUCUUUUGCUCACAGUCUACACUGAGACUGCGAGGAAGAAAAGACAAAAAAAAAAAAAAAAGAAGAAGAAGAAAGAUUUAAGGAGAGGUGGCAUUCCUCACGACGCCACAUAGAAACCUCAGCGCUGGUCUUUUCCCAGACAACGCGAGAUCCUGUGCCAGGACGUGACUCCACCCACCGCCCCUCCCGUGAUCGUGUGCGCAUGCGUUGGGCUUUUUUGGCGCGCAAACCUUUCAAAACUUCCUGCUUGGUCACAGGUGGCCCCGCUCGGCCCCCGAGGGAUGUCUGUCGGGUUGGAACCGGCUACUCACGCCCACAGCAUCAAGUCCUUAGGGAUUUUCGGUCGAAAUUCCACUUGAAUGUAACUCGUCCCCCCUUUUUCUGUUCGUGUAUGGGUCAUGAGUUUUCAGCGAAUCAAAGAGUCAGAAUGGGAGAGGACCCAUCACGGUUUUUAAAAACUACUGAGUUUUAGUUGUGUGGAACGCUAACUCUGCGAGUGGCAUAAAGGGAUAAAUCUGGGACGAACGGAUUUUUUUUUUUCCUCGAAGACUUUGAGAGGCUGUGACUGUGGACUGGGUUAACAAAGUAGGAUGAAGAUUCGAAAUUUUAAAAAUGGAAGAAGUCAAGGCAGUAUCACCUGCUUGAGAGAGGAGGCUUGGCUUAAAAACAUUUACGCGUAUUAAUAAGCAAGUAGGCAGCAGUGUCGCAUAUUUAGUCGAUGACAGCGAGGUAAAAGGGGAAUGUCUUUGAAUGCAACAGAGACAUUUUUAGAAGUUGUCAAUGAGCAAGAGCUGAGGUUGGGACUGGGUAAAACAGAUAAUCUGGACUCUAGAAUGUUGCAAGUGUGGACGGGUCUGACUGAUUUGGCCUCUUUUCUCUCUCAGGGGACAUGGAACACCUGCACAAACUGGAUUUUUGCCCUGUAACGUCUCAAAGGUACCAUCCAACACCUGAAAUGUCCUCUUUCCAGUAGAAUGCCUGGCAUCUCCCACCAACCUCACGGUUCAGUAGGAAUGAAAGUUGGCUAACAAGUCACUCAGAUGAGUCACUUGGCUCAUUACAGAUUUUGUAUUCUCAAUCUAUAGUCUUCCAGUCGUGGAGCUCUUCCAGUCCACUUUAAUGUUGGGAGCAGUGCAGUACAACCAGUCUUGUCAUUUUCCCAAUCCUCAGGGAUUGUUUCCGGUAACGAAAUCCAUGAUGCUCAGGCCCCCUGCGUAAUAAGGAAGCAGGCUGAGGGCUGAGGGAAGGCAGAGGAGAGAUAUGAAUGUGUUCCAAAGGUUUCCUGGUGGCUCAUGGCAUCCUCCAAAGUCGUGUCUGGGAGCUGUUCCUGACCAAGAAGACCCACGGAGCCUGCCUCUGAAAUCAAGUCCCGAUGAAGAAUGGAGACCGACCAGCCACCUGUGGUGACUGCUACCCUGCUGGUGCCCCUUCAGAACCGCAGCUGCGAGGAAGCGGCUGAGGGCCUGCGGCCCCAUGGCCUGAUGGAGGAGCACGAGGAGCACGGCUGGAUGAGCAAUAGGACAGACCUUCAGUACGAGCUGAACCCUGGAGAGGUGGCCACAGCCAGCAUCUUCUUCGGCGCUUUGUGGUUGUUCUCUAUCUUCGGCAACUCCCUGGUGUGUCUGGUCAUCCACCGGAGCCGGAGGACUCAGUCCACCACCAACUACUUUGUGGUCUCCAUGGCGUGUGCUGACCUUCUCAUCAGUGUGGCCAGCAUGCCGUUUGUCGUGCUGCAGUUCACCACCGGGAGGUGGACCCUCGGGACCGCCAUGUGCAAGGUGGUCCGCUACUUCCAGUAUCUCACCCCGGGUGUCCAGAUCUACGUGCUCCUGUCCAUCUGCAUCGACCGCUUCUAUACCAUCGUCUACCCGCUGAGCUUCAAGGUAUCCCGGGAGAAGGCCAAGAAGAUGAUCGCCGCUUCCUGGGUCUUGGAUGCAGCCUUUGUGACGCCUGUCUUCUUCUUCUACGGCUCUGACUGGGACAGUCACUGUAACUACUUCUUUCCUUCCUCCUGGGAGGGAACUGCCUACACUGUUAUCCACUUCCUGGUGGGCUUUGUGAUUCCCUCUAUCCUCAUAAUCCUGUUUUACCAGAAGGUCAUAAAGUAUAUCUGGAGAAUAGGCACGGACGGGCGGACCCUGAGGAGGACAAUGAACAUUGUCCCCAGGACAAAGGUGAAAACGGUCAAGAUGUUUCUCCUCUUGAACCUGGUGUUCCUGUUCUCCUGGUUGCCGUUCCACGUGGCCCAGCUCUGGCACCCCCAUGAGCAAGACUACAGGAAGAGCUCCCUUGUCUUCACGGCAGUCACGUGGGUAUCGUUCAGCUCUUCGGCCUCGAAACCCACUCUGUACUCCAUUUAUAAUGCCAAUUUCCGGAGAGGGAUGAAAGAGACUUUCUGCAUGUCCUCAAUGAAAUGUUACCGCAGCAAUGCCUACACCAUCACGACCAGCUCAAGGAUGGCCAAAAGAAACUAUGUGGGCAUUUCGGAGAUCCCUCCCGUGAGCAGGACGAUAACCAAAGACUCCAUCUAUGACUCGUUUGACCGUGAGGCCAGGGAGAAGAAGCUUGCCUGGCCCAUCAACUCAAAUCCACCAAACACUUUUGUCUAAUUUCUAAGAAUUCUUUCACUGUUAUGUGCCAGAGAUUAAACAGCUUUAACUAUAAAGAGAGAAUUGAUUUACUUAGCUUUCACUAAACUUCCGUUUUGUAAAAUGUAUUCACUGUU
Arvicanthis niloticus (Nile rat) is the source of this 2843-nucleotide messenger RNA. RefSeq names its product G protein-coupled receptor 19 (gene Gpr19). Gene Ontology annotation, biological process: G protein-coupled receptor signaling pathway. NCBI's taxonomy places the organism in Eukaryota, Metazoa, Chordata, Mammalia, Rodentia, Muridae. The record is from RefSeq and is a predicted model, not a curated record. Gene Ontology annotation, cellular component: plasma membrane. Gene Ontology annotation, molecular function: G protein-coupled receptor activity.